UUACAGAUUGGAUAAUAAUCAGCUGACAGAUAGUUCCUGCCCCCACCUGGCAUCUGGAAUAAGAAAUAACCCGACAUGAGGACACUGGACCUGUCCUGGAGCAAUCUGGAGGGUCCUCAUUUCAGGGAUCUGAUGGCGGCUCUGACAACAAGCCGGAUAGAGGAAUUACUAUUGUCCUCUAAUCACCUGACAGACAGUUCCUGCCCCCACCUGGCAUCUGGAAUAAGAAAUAACCCAAACACUGAGGAAAACUGGACCUGUCUGGGAACAAGCUGGGGGGUCCUCAUUUCGGGGAUCUGAUGGCGGCUCUGACAACAAGCCGGAUAGAGGAAUUACGGUGAGUAUAACAGGACUGACUGAGACAA
Molecule: messenger RNA, 365 nt
Organism: Staurois parvus
Lineage: Eukaryota; Metazoa; Chordata; Amphibia; Anura; Ranidae
Source: the annotation of a GenBank genome assembly